Oncorhynchus masou masou (cherry salmon) is the source of this 855-nucleotide messenger RNA. Its product is annotated as protein lifeguard 2-like. The transcript is spliced from 12 exons. NCBI's taxonomy places the organism in Eukaryota, Metazoa, Chordata, Actinopteri, Salmoniformes, Salmonidae. The record is from RefSeq and is a predicted model, not a curated record. Gene Ontology annotation, cellular component: endoplasmic reticulum; Golgi apparatus. Gene Ontology annotation, biological process: negative regulation of apoptotic signaling pathway. The coding region runs from base 1 to 777 and encodes 258 amino acids.
AUGACCAAGGGAAAGGUGUCUCCAAAGACAGGCAAAGAGUACCCACCCAGCUAUGAAGAGGCUACUGCAGACUAUGAGGAGAUGCAGACCCAGUUCUCCUGGGACGACCAGGCCGUCAGGAGGAUCUUCAUCAGAAAGGUCUAUGCCAUCCUGAUGAUCCAACUCUUUGUGACUGUGGCCAUUGUUGCUCUCUUCACAUUCUGUGCACCAGUGAGGUUUUACAUUCAGGCACACCCCCACCUGUACAUGUGCUCCUACAUGAUGUUCUUGGCCACCUACAUCGCACUGAACUGCUGUGGUGAACAAAUCAGGAGGCAGUUUCCCUGGAACCUCAUUCUGCUGUCUCUCUUUACUCUCAGCCUGGCCUGCAUGAUGGGCUUUGUGUCCAGCUUCUACAACACCAAGUCUGUGGUCCUGUGUCUGGGCAUCACUGCUGUGGUGUGUAUGUCUGUCACCAUCUUCAGCUUCCAGACCAAGAUUGACUUCACCUCUUACCAGGGAGUCCUGUUUGUCCUGACCAUGGUCAUGCUGUACUGUUGCAUCAUACUCUCCAUCGUCAUCCCUUUUGGAUAUGUUCCCUGGUUACAAGCCAUCUAUGCUGUGAUAGGAGCUAUCCUCUUCACUCUGUUCCUGGCGUUUGACACCCAGCUGCUGAUAGGCAACAAGCGCUACACUAUGAGUCCAGAGGAGUACGUCUUUGCCACCCUGAACCUCUACCUGGACAUUAUAUACCUGUUCAGCUUCCUACUUUCGUGUUUUGGAGGGAGCCGCGACUAAUUCUUCUAUCUAUUUGUCUACCCUUCUGUCUCUCAAUCUGUCUGUUUCUCAUUUACACUCAGCCCAAUCUCCCUCAAC